CAAUUAUGAUCCGUGCUGCUGCUUUUGAGCGUGCAGCCUUAGCUUUAGCUAGCGGCAUGUAACACACUAGCGAGCUGCGUGCUGCCUUUGUAUCCUCGUUUCACGAGGCCUAUUGAUCGCUAACGGCUCGACUUUAUAGCUGAAAAUAAUCAGCUAUGCGCCUCAUCAUCGUUCUGGCUGCUGCAAAGGCGCUCGCGCCCCCCAGCACAAAACACACCAGCACUGCCAGCACAAAGCGCGCCGGCAUUUUGAGCACAGGCCGCUUCGUGGUUGUCAGAUCAUCGUCCUACGACGUCGAGGGAGGGGCGGAAAGCUCAGCGCCGUACGACAUCGAGGAACCACCAGCGGCCGCCGCGGCGCCGACGAAAGACGUGGCAGCGCUCAAAUCCAAGCUCUUCGCGGCCUGCGCCGCCGCGGACCGCGGUUUCGCGGCGUCGCCGGCGGAUAGACAAGAAAUCGAGGCGCUCCUCGACGAGCUGUCGCCGCUGUCGCCGACGGACGAGCCGACGCGGGGUCUAGCGGAGGGCGCGGCCGACGCGCCGCUGCGGAAAUGCUGGCGACUCGUCUACACGAGCGCGUCCGACGUCUCGACGCUGGCCGCGAACCCGCUCGCCUCGCUGGGAGGCAUCUACCAGGACGCGCGCGAGCUGCCGGUCGUGGUGAACGUGAUCGACUCGUUCCCGCGGUGCGUUUCCGCGAGUCCGACGAGGUCCCUUGACGUCGCCGACGACUCACCCAUUCGAGAGAAUAUCUCCCGACGCAGGUUGCUGGCGAACCUGCCCCCAGACGCCGCCUCGAAACUCGCGACGACAACGCGGCUGCGUGUCCAGACGAGAGCCCGACCACGCUCGGCGACGCGCGUGGGCCUGAGCUUCGAAUCCGUCGGCGCCGAGCAGCUCGCGAUCCUCGGCCAGGAGGUGCCCGACUGGCUACCAAAACCAAAGGUGGACCUGCCGCAAAUUGGGUUAGAUGUCCAGCGGCGGAUAUUUAGUGUAGGAGACGACGAGGACCCGCGCGACGCCGCGAGCAACCCCGCGUUCUUCGACGUCAUGUUCCUCGACGACGAGCUGCUCGUGAUCAAGCAGGGGAGCCCCGGAGGUUUAUUUGCGGCGGUCGCGGUCGACGAGCUAGCAAAAGGCUAUUAGUUGUGUAAAGAUAAGUCGAAUUACGAUGUAGGAAUUC
This is a messenger RNA of Pelagomonas calceolata, 1182 nucleotides long. The record is from the annotation of a GenBank genome assembly. NCBI's taxonomy places the organism in Eukaryota, Pelagophyceae, Pelagomonadales, Pelagomonadaceae.